This is a messenger RNA of Xyrauchen texanus (razorback sucker), 1589 nucleotides long. Its product is annotated as neurotensin receptor type 1-like. Gene Ontology annotation, biological process: neuropeptide signaling pathway. Gene Ontology annotation, cellular component: plasma membrane. The coding region runs from base 92 to 1255 and encodes 387 amino acids. Lineage: Eukaryota; Metazoa; Chordata; Actinopteri; Cypriniformes; Catostomidae. Gene Ontology annotation, molecular function: G protein-coupled neurotensin receptor activity. The record is from RefSeq and is a predicted model, not a curated record. The transcript is spliced from 4 exons.
AGCAGUGCCCAUAGCUUUUACGCACAUGUGACCAAAAUGCGUUUAAUUAGGCAUACCUUGAGUGUUAAUAUUUAAUGAGCUAAACGAUAUCAUGGAGGUGAAUACUACACUAUUAGGACGCAACUUCAUAGACUUGCGCAUCUUUGCAGAGAAACUUCUGUCGUCUGCAAACCGGUCUCAACAAUUUCCGGACAAUGAAACGGACCGCGUCUCCCAAGAGGAUUUGGACGUGAACACAGACAUCUACUCCAAAGUUUUGGUCAGUGUGAUUUAUGUGCUGUUGUUUGUUGUCGGCUGUUUGGGGAACUCGAUUACCUUGUAUACACUUGUCACGAAGAAAUCUCUUCAGAACCUCCAGUGUACGGUGCAUUAUCACCUGGCGAGUCUCGCCAUAUCCGACCUUCUCAUCCUGAUCCUUUGCAUGCCCAUUGAGUUGUACAACUUCAUCUGGGUGCAUCAUCCCUGGGCUUUUGGGGAGGCGGUUUGCAAAGGUUACUACUUUCUGAGGGACGGCUGCUCCUAUGCGACGGCGUUCAACAUCGCCAGUCUGAGCGUGGAGCGCUUCAUGGCCAUCUGUCACCCGUUCAAGGCGAAGAGCAUCAUGUCGCGAAGCCGCACCAAGAAACUCAUCAGCGCCAUGUGGCUAGCGUCUUUUUUGCUGGCCACCCCGAUGCUCUUCACUAUGGGACAGCGUGUCGUGGACAGUGAGUUCAUUUGCACCACCAUCGUGUCCUCGAUAAGUGCCAAAACCGUCCUACAGGUGAAUGCCUUCCUGUCCUUUGUGGUUCCCAUGACUUUGAUCUCAGCAUUAAAUGGAGUCAUAGCCAGCCAGCUGCUGCGCAGCCUGCGCAUGUUUCAGGAGACGGUUGCUGUUGAGCCCAACCGUGCCCAAUCACUGCGCCAUGGAGUCAUGGUGCUGCGUGCUGUGGUCAUCGCAUUUGUGGUGUGCUGGUUGCCGUACCAUGCCCGAAGACUGAUGUUCUGUUACGUCACUGAAUGGACACCUGGUCUCUUUGAUUUCUACCACUACUUCUACAUGGUCACCAACGUGCUCUUCUAUGUCAGCUCGGCCAUAAACCCCAUCCUUUACAAUCUUGUCUCUGCCAACUACCGGCAAAUUUUCUUUGCCACGCUUCGCUACUUCUUCCUGCCAUGCCGCCAUAAAAAACAGAAACGUGUUCUCACAAGACACUCAAUCAGCAUCUGCAGCAACCAGACCUUCUCCACCAACGUCAUCAAAGAGACUAUUUACUGACCGCUGCCAAUAUCUAGCCAUUUAUUUCCUCCAUUUCAUUCAGCAAAGCCAAGGAGAGACUGCCAAAAUUGUGUUCAGAUUGAGUUAUGACUAGAAUUAUUAUGAUCAUGCAGCAUGCUACUGAGCUUUUGAGUGUUGCAGAAUAGAAACAGUGUUUAUGGGUGGAAAUGUAGCAUUUCGGUACCACAGAAUACACAAAAAAAUGAAUGAACAGUGCGCUGAAACAGUGUAAAUAUUGGGGAAAAAACAUGUAUAUUGAGAUGUUCAUUGUUUCUCAUUUGAAAAAUUAAAUAUAACAAUAAACAGUUUUGGACAGCUAGAGGGGAGUUUAAGG